AUCGAUUAAAAGAGAAUGCUUGAUUAUUUGCAAUUACGUAUAAUUCUCGGAAUUCUGAAAAACCCAAAAAGUACAACGAUGGGUUCGAAAAAGGUUAUUGAUCGCGAAUACAUUCAAAAAGUUCUUUUCAUUCCUAUUGCUAUAAUAGCCAUAAUAUCUAUUAUCUUGGUUUUUUUGGUUAUUUCUGGUUCUAUCAACAUACAAAAGUAUAGUUUUUUCCGCUCUGAAAGUGAAAAACAAGCACAAGUCCAGUUUAACAACAAACUACAGUUACAAGUAACUUCCAUUAAUGAUAACUUGGGUACAAUUCAAAAUUUUAUGGUGAAAAUUUUUAAAGACUUGAAAGACCAAAAGGAUUCAACUUUUAAUCUGACUUCUGAAUUUAAUAAACAAAAGGAAAAGAUACAAAACUUGACUAGCCAUUUGAACAGCCAAUUGGAAUGGAGUGAAGUUUACAAAAAGACAUUUAUGAAAACAGUUGAUGAUUUUAAUAAUAAAUUCGAUGAGAAUAAAAACCAGAUACUUAUCUUGAACAACCAGUUAAAAGAGCAAAAGACUUUGAUAACAAGAAUCGCCAACAAAGCUGCUAUUUCUACUGGAAUUACAUUUUUAAAGUGGAAACUGUUUUGUGGAAUAUUAUUUGUAUUUUUUUCAAAUCAUUUCUUCACUUGAUUAAGAUUUGUUUGUCACCAUUAUAGCAGAAUUAAAUGCUAUAUAUAUAUAUAUAUAUAUAUAUAUAUAUAUGUAU
Hydra vulgaris (swiftwater hydra) is the source of this 748-nucleotide messenger RNA. RefSeq lists its product as uncharacterized. The record is from RefSeq and is a predicted model, not a curated record. Lineage: Eukaryota; Metazoa; Cnidaria; Hydrozoa; Anthoathecata; Hydridae.